This is a messenger RNA of Rubroshorea leprosula, 575 nucleotides long. Lineage: Eukaryota; Viridiplantae; Streptophyta; Magnoliopsida; Malvales; Dipterocarpaceae. The record is from the annotation of a GenBank genome assembly.
GAUCUAGGAUUUGGGUUUCUCUCUCAAACAUCAUCUUCUUCCUCCUUUCCUCCUCCUUGCUCAUCCUUCUUCUUUCUUCUUCUUAUUCUUUUUCUCUCUAUUCUCCCUUCCUUUUUUGAGUUCUCUGUUUGCAGCAAACAAUGGCAAGAGGUUCUUCACAAUCCCAAGCCUCUUCCUCAUCCACCUCAAGGCCUGGCGUCAUGGCCCCUACACGGCUCAGCAGCAACAACGGCUAGUAUGCGUCAUCGCAAGCUCAUUGUAGGCUCGGUCGCAUCCGAAUUUGGCUUUGUCAACUCCGACUUUGACAGUAACAUGCAUCGGGAUCUGGCUCACUGUAGGCUUGGACAACAGUUGAUGAUGACUCCGACUUGAAGAUCUCGCCCACCGUUGUCCUUGUCAUGAGUCUCUACUUCAUCGGCUUUGUCACCGCUCUUUAUGUGUUUAGCAAGCUCUAUUGCUCCAAAUCUGGAGCCGGAGCAUGAUUCAUGUCCCAUUCACAAUUCCUGUUUCAGAUCCUUUUUUUAGUCAUGUUUCAAUUUUAGCUAUGUAAAUGAUGGCAGGAUUGCAAUAUCUAA